CUUUCACUUUCUGCAGCGCAGCUGCGAUCGGGGACGGCUGCGAUGGCUCCAGCGCUGGCUCUGGGGGUGCUCCUGGGGCUCCUGGGGCUCCUGGGGCAGCCGGGGGGCGCGACCAAAGUUCUCCACUCCCUGCGUUACCUGUUCAUGUCGGUGUCGGAGCCCAGCCCAGGGGUCCCCCAGUUCAUGAUCCUGGGGUCCGUGGAUGGGAUCCCCUUCACACGGUACGACAGCGAGCGGGGCCGGAUGGAGCCGCUGACACAGUGGAUGAAGGAUGGAGCUGAGCCGGGAUAUUGGGAUAGGGAGACCCAGAUCAAUGAGAGGAACCAGCACAAUGCGGCUGUGGACCUGGAGACACUGCGGGGCCGGUACAACCAGAGCAGGGGUCUCCACACCAUACAGUGGCUUACCGGCUGUGACCUCCUGUCGGACAGGAGCGUCCGUGGAUCCUACAGAUAUGGGUAUGAUGGGCGGGAUUUCAUCUCCUUCGAGCUGGCAUCUGGGAGAUUUGUUGCAGCUGACGCGGCUGCUGAGAUCACCAGGAGGCGCUGGGAAGAUGAAUGGAACGAGGUUGAGGGUUGGACAAAUUACCUGAAGCAUGUCUGCCCAGAAUGGCUCCAGAAAUACGUCAGAUACGGGCAGAAGGAGCUGGAGCACAAAGAGUCCCCUGAUGUCCAUGUGUCCGGAAAAGAGGAACACGGGAUGCUGAUCUUGUCCUGCCACGCCUACGGAUUCUACCCCAACACCAUCACAGUCAACUGGAUGAAGGGAGAUGACAUCUGGGAUCAGGAGACGGAGUGGGGUGGGAUCCUUCCCAACAGUGACGGCACCUUCCACACCUGGGCCAGGAUUGAGGCGCUGCCGGAGGAGCGGGACCUGUACCGGUGCAGGGUGGAGCAUCCUGGAAUGCUGGAGCCCAGGAUCUUCACUUGGGAGCCGACAUCUGGCGGGAAUCUCACCGUGGUGGACGCUGUGUGUGUCAUUGCUGCCAUCCUUGUCAUUGCCCUCAUUGGAUUAAUUGCCUGGAAGCUCCAAUCCGGGAGGAGGGACAGGAAUGGAUACAACAUGGCAGCCGAGAAAGAUGUGGGAACCAAUGGCUCAACCACACGAAUCACCGCCUGAGCAAUCCAUGGAGCUGGAUCCAGCCCCUUUCCUCUUCCCAGGAAAGCUGAGAGUUCCUGGCAGAGCUCAUCCUGCUGCUCCCACCUGCACGCAUUGCUACUGGAUCCAUUUCCUGUUUUUCCAUGUUUUAAAGCCAAGAACCACAAAGAUUCCCAAUGCUUUAGUUCUGGUAUGAAACUGAUGCCUUAGGAAGGCUGACCUGAGACAGAGACUGGACAGAGCUAGAAAAUUAGUUAUUUAUUGAAAGGCCUCCGGGAUCUACCUUGGGCAAGGCAGGAGCCUGACCAGGGCUCACCCAGGGUGGCCACCAAAGAAAGAUGGCAUUGGGGUCACAAGAUGUUACAUUUUUAUAAGUUUUGGUCUAUUUGCAUAUUGGGGUUUAAUUGUCCGAUUACAGCUUCAGGUUGUGAGGUCCCAUCCUUCUUGUUCCUCCCUUCAGCCCACCAUGGUUUGUGGUGUUGGACUGAAAAUUGUCCUUGGUCUCCAGCAGGAAAAGGAUUUGUUUUGCCUCCCUACUCUGUGAAGAGAGCUUACUGGCACUUAAUAUGAGGCUCAGAGCUACAUCCCUAGGCAGCAGAGAAUCUGAAAACAUGAAAGCUAAUGCUUAAGGCACCAUUUCCCCCCUUUAGAGGCUUGACAAGGCCUUUUCCUUGUUAAGUCUCUAUUCCAAAUAUCUACUAACAACAGGUAUUCAAUGACAGAUACGUGUCUAACAGUAGUAAACAACUAACAAGAAUUAACAUCUAACCAUCGAUAAACAUCUACUAAUAGUAAUCUGACACUAGUAAAUAUCUAAUAAUAGAUAAAUAGUAACAAUAAAAUAAUGGAUAACAGUAGAAACAUUUAGCAAUAGUAAUGUCUUGUAUAGUUAGGUAUCAGGCAAAGAAGAAUAAUGAUUAUUUGGUGCAGUUCUACAAGUACAGAGGGGGAAUGAUUUAAAGCAUUGUCUUGGUUUUGAAAGCCAGUUGUCUGCCAAGGAAAGCUAGAGCCUCCCUUGGAAUGGAGAAUGUAAACGCCUUUCUUUCCAAAUUAUUAUAAUUUUGCAAUUAGGGGCUUUCAGGCAAAGAUAGGGGAAUAGGAGUAACAGUUCUUUACUAGGAAUGAGUCAUGGAUUAGUAAAGUUUGGUUUUUUAGUCAUAGAGGAAUGUAGAAUGAUCCUCUGGGUCAGGACCUGGGAAUUGCUUUGGAAAGGACAGGGACCUAUCAGGGGGUUAGUUGGAAUAUUGGCAUCUGUUUUCACCACUGAAAAUUGUUGGCUACAACUUCGGGAAUGUCCUAGGUUACAAAGUAAGAUGUGCCCAAAGUAUGUAUUCUAUCACCAUCUACAUGAAAUGUUGAAACUAAGUUGUGCACUGUUUCCCUUGCCCCCUCCCUCCAGACUAUCUUCUGUUAAUGGCCCAUCAAUUCCGUCCUGCAUGACUCAUAGAUAACUCUCCCCAGGAGCUAUCUCUGUUUAAUAGGCAAUCAAGGACCCAUUGCAAGACUGAUAAAAUGAUAUCAGUCCAUUGUGAGAUGCUCUGCCCAGGGGGAGGAGCCAAGCAUUCCCACCUGGAUAUAAUCUGGGCUUUGGGACAGCACAGGCAGCCUUACCCACUGGAUUCCCAGAGGACAAGAGCUACCAGACCUUUCUGCAGGAACACUGCUUCAACAAGACCACUUCAUCUGGGCUGCUACCCCCACGGUUUCAGGUUGUAUUCUGACUCUGUCAGUGAUCUUUUGUACCAUUGCAUGUGUUUUAUUUUCUUUUAUUUUACUUUUUUUCCUCUCCUAUUAAAUUGUUUCUUCUGACUUGGAGUCUCUUGCUGGUUUUGCCUUCAAGCCAGCACAUAUAUUUUGGCGGCCAACGUGGGGCAGGAGGUACUGAGAAAAGUCAGAAUUACAAUUUUGUAGUGAGGAAAAAAACAAACAAACAAACGAACAACAACAACAAAAAACCCCUAGCUGUCCGCUAUGAUGCUCAGCAUGCUUUCAUAUAUCUUAUACCUAGCUCUCUACAUUUCCCCACACAUGGGGCAGUAUUUGCCGGUCUUAAUGCUCAUGUGUAAACCAGGGUAUGGUACCAGAAUUGCUGUAUUGGUCUAUUAUGUUUAUUGUGUGAUAACCUCUGAGGCAAUGAGCAUAAUUUCGAAUAUAUACUCUAUUUUGUUUUCUUGUCCUGGUCCAGAAUGCUACAUCUGGGCUCUCAACAAUCGCACCCAGCGCCUGUGGGGAGGGGUAAAGAAUGAUUUUUUCCAGUAUAUUAGGUAUGGCACAGCAGUUUUCGAAAGUAUUGAGUUCUCUCUAGGUGCCAAGGACAGCAUAAUAUUGUUGUUAGUUCUGCUUUGCCUUCUCUGCACGGCCUGCACCAUGUUUAGAAAUCAAACACUACAUGGGGUGGUGCAGCGUCUCCUUGAGGAAGAGGGAAAAAGAAACAAAUGCAAAACAACGGCAUCCGUGUCUACACAAACUGUCGUAGAGGAAACAGGAACCGCAUCUACGCAGACUGUCACAGAGGAGAAAGGAACCAAAACCAAAGCAACAGUGUCAGUGUCUACACAAGCUGUCACAGAGGAGAAAGAAACCAAAGGUGCCAUCAGCAUCUCCACACAAACUGUCACAGAAGCAGAACAACCUAAACCAGUGGCAGUUGCCCCUGUUCAGAAGAAGAAAUCAAAGAGCAAAUCAGUCCGCAUAAUGACUGAUGAGGAUGUGGCAGGACCUUCGCACCCAGCAGAAGAGACAGAGCCAGAGAUCAUCACCCGCUCUCUAUCCCUGGGUGAACUGCGUGACCUGCGGAGGGAAUUCACCCGCCAGACAAACGAGUCCAUCCUGACCUGGCUGCUCCGCAUCUGGGACGCUGCAGCCAAUGACACCAUUCUGGACGGAAGUGAGGCCAGGCAACUGGGAUCGCUGUCUCGGGAUGUGGUCAUUGACCAGGGGAUCGGGAGAACCCAACAAACUCUCAGCCUCUGGCGGCGACUGCUAACAAGUGUGAGGGACAGAUACCUUUGUAAAGAAGACCUCCAGGUGCACCAAGGAAAAUGGAGCACAAUGGAACAAGGUACCCGAUGCCUGAGGGAAUUGGCUGUGCUGGAGAUCAUUUUCUCAGAAGAGGAGAGAUUUCCUAAAAGCCCAGAUGAUGUCCAGUGCACAUCGCAGAUGUGGUUGAGAUUUGCACGGCUUGGACCAGAGAUGUACUCCCGUUACCUGGCAACGCUGCAAUGGAGGGAAGGUGAGGACAAGGUGGGCGUCUUGGUCAAUAAAUUGAGAAUUUACGAGGACACUGUCACUGCCCCAUUUCGUACCCAUGUCUCAUCUGUGGAAACAAGGCUGGCUGAGCAAGUCCGGAGUUUGAUUGAAGAGGGCCAUCAGAAACUGAGAAAGGAACUUAAGGAAGAAAUUUACCACAUCUCGCCAGAACCAACAAGAGUCUCUGCCAUUAGGAGCAGGUACCCACCAGGCAGGGAGAGAGGAUACACUCCACGGGGUAACCUCUGGUCUUUUCUUCGGGAGCAUGGAGAAGACAUGAGGAAUUGGGAUGGAAAACCCACCUCCUCCUUAGCGGCCCGGGUAAGUGAACUGAAGAGAGAGACACCUACCACGAAGAGCUCAUCUAGAGCCAACACUGCUCCAGUCUCAAAGGCACAGGACUCCAGACAGCAUAGGAAGAAUGAUAUGACUGAUCCUCUGGAAGGGACCUCAGGAACAUAUUUACAGGAAGAGAGCAACGUGUACCAUGACCAGGAAUAGGGGGGCCCUGCCUCUAGCCAGGUAGAGGAAAGGGACAAUCGGAUCUAUUGGACUGUGUGGAUCCGAUGGCCUGGCACAUCUGACCCACAAAAAUAUACGGCUUUGGUUGACACUGGUGCCCAAUGUACCCUGAUGCCAUCAAGGUAUGUAGGAACAGAAUCCAUUUCUAUUUCUGGAGUGACAGGAGGGUCCCAGCAGCUGACUGUAUUGGAGGCCGAAGUGAGUUUAACCGGGAAUGGGUGGCAAAAACACCCCAUCGUGACUGGCCCAGAGGCCCCCAUGCAUCCUCAGCAUAGACUAUCUCAGAAAUGGAUACUUCAAAGACCCAAAAGGAUAUCGCUGGGCUUUUGGGUGUGGAGAAUCUUUCUGUGGAGAAUUUUUCUGAUGCAUGGCUGCACAGCAAGGGCCAUGAUACUGUUAAGUCGGUUGGAAUGUAACUAUGUCUAUGUGGUGUACGUGAUGAUUAACAAGGAUAUAAUAUCCUUGAGCACUAGAAUGAUACAACAACAAAGGUGUUGUUAGUACAAAAAUGCUGAAAAAUGCUAGGCUAAGGAACUGAAAAUGCUAGAUUAGGAAAAUUGUAACCGCAAGGCUGAUUACAGAAAGAACAUGCGUCAAAAUAUCAUAAGCCAAUCAUGAGCUAUAGUUUUGUAAUAUGUAUGAACUAAUUAUUGACACUAUAUAUUUGCUAUUAAUCUAAAUAAAGCUGAGACUUGUUGAUCAUCA
Messenger RNA from Hirundo rustica (Barn swallow), 5574 nucleotides. RefSeq names its product class I histocompatibility antigen, F10 alpha chain. The transcript has 8 exons. Gene Ontology annotation, biological process: immune response. The coding region runs from base 43 to 1119 and encodes 358 amino acids. Lineage: Eukaryota; Metazoa; Chordata; Aves; Passeriformes; Hirundinidae. The record is from RefSeq and is a predicted model, not a curated record. Gene Ontology annotation, cellular component: external side of plasma membrane.